This is a messenger RNA of Tuber melanosporum (Perigord truffle), 524 nucleotides long. RefSeq lists its product as uncharacterized. NCBI's taxonomy places the organism in Eukaryota, Fungi, Ascomycota, Pezizomycetes, Pezizales, Tuberaceae. Bases 288 to 524 code for a protein of 78 amino acids. The record is from RefSeq and is a predicted model, not a curated record. The transcript has a single exon.
AUUAAAAUACUUUCUUCUUUCUCACCCUCUCACCCCCCCUCCAAGCAUAACCUCAUUAAAAAUACAGUACUGCUAGCCAAAUCUAAAAAACUCGUCGACUCACUCACUCACUAACCCCGCACCUUUCGGUAUCACCGCCACCACCAACUCCACCGCCUGCCUGUGAGCUCACUCACUCAGUCCAGAGGCCAUAAAAAGACAAAUAAAAGCGACCCCGAACAAAACGAAAAAGAAAAGGAAAAGGAAAGCCAGAGUUCCAACCCACAGAAGCAAACUUUUUUCAACGGAUGAUUGCAUCUUCCCUCCCAACCCAUUCCCCUCCUCCCAUGACCCAUCCGCCGGACCAACUAAUGUUACAGAUUUGCCCCUCGCCCGAACAAGAAACACCCAUAAAUAAAGAAAAUGAAAAGAAAAAAAAAAAGCGAAGUGAACAAACCGGGUAUAACCAUUCCAUCCCUGCCCCAAAGAAAGUAAAACGGAAAAACAGCGCCAAGCCGCGAGGAGAUAGACGAUGCGAGCGAUAG